UUUUCCAUAGUGAGUUUUCAGUUCAAACCAAUACUUCAGAAAAACUGGAAAUGUUUGGACUUUACUUUCAUGUUGUAUGUCUCUUCAGUGUGAUCUCGGCACAUACAGUUUCUCAGUCUCAUCCUUCAGUGCUGGUGCAGCUCGGAGACUCUGUAACUCUGAAGUGCACUAUCGAACAAGAACAGCUGAGUCAACUGCUCUGGUACAAACAAGUUGUUGGACAGGCUCCAAGGGCCAUUUUAUCAUCGUCAGGUUAUGAUUCUUCAUUAACAUUAUAUAAAGGAUUUAGAGAUUCACGUUUUGUCAUGCAGAAGAAUGGAACUUGUUUUAAUCUCCACAUUUCAAAAGUUAAGUUUUCAGAUACUGCUACAUAUUACUGUGGAACAAUAGAUUUCACAGAGCUGCAGUUGGGAAAUGGAACCUUACUGUUUGUUAAAGAUGCUGAAACCAGUUACAGAUCUUUCCACCCCCCUCUGUCUAAAUCACUCCAGUCAAAAGACAAUAUUGAUCAGCAGUGUGUGAUUUACAGACAGACUCAAACAGGAAACCAGAAUGUUUCUUGUUGUGAGCAUCUAUUUGGACAAGCUGACUCCAGAAAUACUUUUAUACAAGGGAAUGUGUUUCAGAAGAGCUUCGAGGCUGGACUUCCUAGUCAGAGCUCUGUCUAUACUCUUCCCAAGAGGAACCUCAGAUGCUCAGAUGCUGAGACGUACUACAGUACUGUGGCCACAUGUGAGGAGAUAAUUUCUGCAAAAGAAAUACAACUUGAUAACAAAGUGUACCACAGCUACAAUUCUAGGCAGUUCCCAGUGGUCAUUGCUUUGGGAGUUCUGAAUGGUGUUCUUAUAAUUAUGAUCACUGUCCUGACCUACAGACAGUUCCAGUCAGCCAAGUGUGGGAGUUUUGUGGAGAGUGACUCUGAAGAUGUGGCCCAUUCCUCUUCCCAGCAUCAAGACACAGACAGCACCCACCACCAGAAUGAGGAAAGUUCAUUGACGUAUGCUACAUUGGAAGUCAAGCACACUGUGAAUGGGCAUAGGCCAAAGAGAAGAGAUGUGAACAUGGACACAGUGUACAGUGAAAUUGAGUACCGUGAAAUUAUGAUCCACAAGUGCUAAUGAAAAUAUGAUUUAAGGAAAAAACGAAUAACCAAUGUGACAUAUUAUAGCAGGUGUACAUUAUAAGACAUGCAUUACUUCUUUACAGCUAACAUACUGUACUAGUACUCAACACAUGGGCAGCAUAUGUACAGUGCUGAGAAAAAAGUCUGUAAACCCCUAAGGUUCCUGUUCUUGUAUAUAUUAGACCUAAAAUGUAAUAACAUCUUUAUGAAAGUUUUAAUAAAAGAUUAAAAUAAUUCAAUUAUAAAUAUGACACCAAGGCGCAACUCAUUAUAUAAUUUAAAAAAGUGUCCCAACAGUAAAAGCCUUAGAUGUACUGUGGUAGCAAUGACAACUUUACCCAUCCAUCUUAGAUGGAUCCAUAGCAGCUUUGAAAAUGUAUAUAUUUUAAUGCAUUUUAUCUUGAAUUACAUGUUUUUUAAAGUUUCAAAGUUUUACAUGUGCAAGUGAUCUCCAAUAAAUCCAACCAUUA
Messenger RNA from Lepisosteus oculatus (spotted gar), 1593 nucleotides. RefSeq lists its product as uncharacterized. Gene Ontology annotation, biological process: response to bacterium. Lineage: Eukaryota; Metazoa; Chordata; Actinopteri; Semionotiformes; Lepisosteidae. The record is from RefSeq and is a predicted model, not a curated record.